This is a messenger RNA of Protopterus annectens (West African lungfish), 9091 nucleotides long. RefSeq lists its product as uncharacterized. The coding region runs from base 392 to 7489 and encodes 2365 amino acids. Gene Ontology annotation, biological process: actin filament bundle assembly; actin cytoskeleton organization. The transcript has 33 exons. Gene Ontology annotation, cellular component: cell junction; cell projection; actin filament bundle. NCBI's taxonomy places the organism in Eukaryota, Metazoa, Chordata, Ceratodontiformes, Protopteridae. Gene Ontology annotation, molecular function: phospholipid binding; actin lateral binding. The record is from RefSeq and is a predicted model, not a curated record.
AGAAGUGAAAACCCUCAGCAUUUGGAGGAGGGAGGAGAGUGCAGAGUGUUUUGGAAGCAGAUUUCUGCAGCCUGCUUUGCAAAGGCAUUACCUCAUCUUCCUCAUUUCCCUAGCAUUUCAUGAUUGACGAGGCUGGCCUGCACUGUAUUUAACAGCUUGACUUUUUUCUUGUUAUCAGGGACAGACAGUUAAAAGGGAAAAGUUCUUAGUUUUCCAAAGGGAGGUAGAAAAAGUAGCAAAGACAGGAGAUGCAGAGUUUAGGACCUGUCUCCUCUUCCUUGCACAUGCUCCAAUAGACAGUGGUGACUUCAUUCUGCUAGGCUUCUGUAAACUCCUUCUGAGCAUUCGCUUGCUUAUUUUUUUUUUUAAACACACAGAACGGACAUACAGUAUGCCAGCUCUCUUUUUCCUGCUCCGCACCCUCCUUGUCAGACUGUUAGGAAGCCAGUUAGCAGUCUCUGCAUUUAACUUACUCCAAAGGAUUCUUUCUGGGGUCACUGCUCGAUUAGCUAUUCUACUUCGCAAUAUCUGGGACCGGAUUCGAUCUGAGGAGUCAAGACAGAAGUGUUCUGCGUUUGGAGAUUCUUGUACAAGUGUGUCUCCACUGGACAACUGUAAUGUGCCACACAGCCUUGAUGAUCAGGUUUCACUCUACCUGGCACAAGCACAACCUUUCACACCAACAGCAGCCCAUGUAUUUCAUAUGGGCAGCUCCCAGGAGGGCAUGGAAGAAGAAGACUGCCUCAACCGCAACAUUGUCCACCAAGGGAUAUCUCGUGCUGUUCGGAAGAUCACAUUGUCCAGCCACAAUGAAGAAGAGAAUAGUAGGAUGUGCAGGUCCUCCGAGACAAGUACCAGGAAGCCAGCCAAGAAUCUGAACAACAACAAUAAUUCUCCUCAUGAAAUGCUUCAGAUUGUUGGAGUUAGCUGUGGAAAAGAUCCCCAGUCUCAUCUUAAGGUUCUUAUUCGAAAAGGAAAUGAUGACUCUGAUGGAAGAAGAAGCACUGGAGCUGCUCAGAUUCCUCCCCUACCAACUCCAUCUCAAGGACCACUCUGCCAAAUGGUGCCUUUAUUGAGGACAUCUACCUCCUGGAAGGAUGGAUUUCAGAGACAGGACCAAGUAUCAACUAAAUCAGGUGCAAGAGAAGUGAGUGGACAACUGAGUGACCUGAGUCUCACACAAUGUACAGCACAGUUUAACAGAGAAAUAAUGCAGGCUGAAGGCUGGCUCCGUGGAAAGCUCCGUGACCUAAAGGAUGGUUAUAACAUCCAGGUGUGCCCCCUGCAGGACUCAGAGCAGGCAGCCCAGACUUUGCAGAGAGAGCUAAAGGACUUUGAGAACACACUGAUCAAACUUAAUCAGCUCGGAGAACAACUUAUAUGCAAGCAAAAUCCUAAUGCUGACAUAGUAAGGAAGCAAUUGCAAGGGCUCAGGGAUCAGUGGCAAGUACUGAAGCAAACAGCAUCCAAUCAGAGCAAAGCACUUGGUGGGGCUCGAAAUAUACAAGAGUUUAACAAUAAGACAGACAAACUAGAAGCUUGGAUCAGAUCAAAGGAGGAGGUACCCACCCUUACUGAACUUCUAGAGGAGACAACAGAUAAAAUCCAGCUGGCAAGGCGCAUCCUUGAUUUAAAGCAGGAAGAACAGCAGUUCAGGAACCUACAGGAAGAGAUGAACAGCUUAGCCCAGAAACUGGAGAAACAGGGGAAAAGUGACAGCAAAGCUGUGUCAGCCCGUCGCAAGCAUGUCAACAAAAUGUGGCUUAGAGCUCAGAGCUUUCUGAAGGAACACCACAGCAAUCUUCAACUAGCUCUGGAAACAGCCUCACUAUAUCAUCAAGCUGAUGGCAUUUUCCAAGCCAUUGAAAAUAAGUGGAGAAACCUUUCCAGUUUGAACACAAAAGGUGAGCUGGAGAAUAACAACGACAAAGACAUGAGGGAUAUUGCAAGUCAAGUUAUGAUGUUGGAUGUGACUGCCACACAACUGUCCUUACUUCAUCCAAACCUGGCACAGCGUAUCAGCAGAAAGCAACAAGAUGUAAAGGAAAGUUGGAUGCAGCUUCAGCAAUUUGUCAGAGGCGAGAAGCCUGGAAUUCUGACGUGGCACAAUAAUUAUGUGAAGGAAGAUAAAAGGCUUCCAACUAAUGAGAAAAAGGAACCACACAACAUGGGAAAGCAACAGAAGUGGGAAGGAAUACCUGGACAAAUGUCAGAAGCUGAACAGAGCUGUAUCAGAGGAAAUAUGGUCCAAGAAAAAUCGAUGAAAAACAGUAAAAAGCAUACAAAGAAUGAAGACCAUGGGAAAUGUCCACAAAAUUCUACAAUUUCAGCAGUAGAAAAUAUUGUUGUCACUAGAUGCCACACUGACUAUGAAAGGGAGGCAGCACAUUCCCCUAGCAAGACUCAGCGGGACAGUCGGCAACAAGAAGCCCAGCUGCAGAAGUACUGCCAGAGUGCUAAUAAGGCUUUGUCAUGGCUGAAGCAGAAUAUUGCUCUGACAACACAAAUGUGUCGCAUGGAAACCUUAAAGGGCAUGGAGGAAGCCAAGCGUGGCCAGGCUACACUAGAGGAAGAAAUCAUAUCUAACAGGACACGGAUUGAAGCAGUUCGAAUGGAGGGAAGAAAUCUACUUCAAUCAGGACAUCCAGGAAGCAUUAAAAUUGAAAAAAUUUUGAAAGAAUCUGAGAAACUCUGGGAUGAGCUGAAGAAAAAACAGAUGGAGAGUGAACAAGUGUUGCAAGAAGCAGAAAAGGUCAUGGAGCUCCUAAAGAAUUUGGAUGAGGUAGAACAGUGGAUACAGGAACUCUGGGUAUCCAUCUCUGAACCAGUCCCUAUGAAGGAUCCAGAGAUGAUCAGAAGAGCCCUAGAAAUAACUGGUGAACUAGAUGCUGAAGUAGAAUCUCAUGAGGCAAAGCUCCAUUCCCUCCAAGAAGAGAUUCAGUCACUUUUACUAUCAGGCCAUUUCCUUGGAGAGAAGCUCAGCUGUAGAAUGGAACGAGUGGAAGAGAGGUAUAAUUCUCUGAGGAAUGUACUUGAACGACGGUUGUCAGAUCUAAAGGAUUCAUUAAUUCUUUCUGAGUUCCUCCAAAAUGUUCAGUUGGAGGACAAGCAGUCUGAACAAAAGCCUUUCCAGAGUAAGACUUCUUUCUACAGCCCAUUCAUUCCAUAUGUGUCCAAACCAGACCCACAUGAGGUUAUUGAUUCAGGCCAGUUUGACCCAGACAAAAUAACAAAGCCCUUAGAGGAGCUUCGGGAAGCUGUGGAAAUGCUGAAUGAAGCAGUCAAGGAGAGGGAACAGGUUUUAGCUACAAUAAAAGAAACAGAAGAGCUAUCCUACUUGUGUUUUAAAACUGCAGAAAAAAUCGAAGAACUGGAUCAUAUUGCUGAAGGCCUUAGUCAUAGCAUCUUACAGGCAGAGAAGAAGUUUGCUGUGGUUGAAAGUGGACAAGAGCUCCAGGGUCUACAGGACUUAAUCUGUGAACAAGAAAUUCUGGAGGCAGAUGCAGAGGCUAUUAAAAGAGAGGUGGAAGAGAUGGAAAAGCAGUCUGCUCAUCUGAAAGACAUCUGCCCCGACAGGGUCCGAGUACUGGGCAGAGAGAUCCGUGGAACACUGCAAGCUUGGGAACAGCUGAGAAUCAGGAUCAGAGACAACAGGGCUAAGCUACAACAGGCUUCCCAGCUCCAGGAAUUUUUUCGAAAUUAUUUGGCAAUGAUUUCCUGGACAGAAGACACAAGAUCUUGUAUUGUUUCUGAAGUGUCAGUCACAGCAAAUGAGCUUGCUGGAGCCCAUGCAGUGCAGAAGAAAGAGAUGGACAGAAGGAUUGAAGAGAAGUUCAGGGAAUUUGAGGAGCUAGCAGUAGCUGGGCAGAGUCUUGUUAACAAAGGACACCAUUUGACAGAAACAAUAAAAGAGCGAAUUGAGGAGUUGCGAAGCAUGCUUGGAUGGGUUUUGGUGAGAUGGAGAGCACAGAAACAUCAAUGGAUUCAAAGACCUAAAAAUGUAAACAGGAAAGAGAAAAACACAGUGCAACAUAAUUCCUCAGCCCAUGCAUGGAUGGAUCACUCCUUGAAAUCUAAUCAGUUUGGUGUCAAAUGCACAGAUGUCCAAAUCCCUGUCUGUAGUUCCCAGAUUCAGUUUUGCCGUCCUGAGCCAACAACUGUGUCUCCCACAUCUAGUGGACCAAUUAAAAAAAUGUCACAUCUGAAGCAAGUAUUAACAAGAGAAGACUGUCAUCUUCCUACAUCAGUGCCACAAGACAGCAAAGAUAUUCAGUUUGGAACUGGUGAACAUGUUGUCUGUGGAUCCCAGUCAAAAGAAUUAGAAGGAAAAAAGGAAGAAAUUCUUGAUGGACCCAGUGAAUCUCCAGUAGUGGUGUUACAGCAGCCAAAGACAAUGCCACUGGGAAGCAUGGUGAAUCUGAUUCUUAGCUUCAGUAAAAAGGGAGAGGGCAAGCAGCAGACAGAAGAGGAAAUCAGCAAUGCAGAAAGUGCAAAUGAAGAGCCUGUACACAGGGUCAGUACCUAUUUACAUGUUAAGGACAAUGAAAAAGAAAGAACAGCUGCAAGUGAGACUUUCAUUUUCCCUCACCCACUCUGCAAAGGACAAACCCAAGUCACUCCUCCUGCAUCUGAAGAAAACUUUUCUUUCAAGACACUCCCAAAGAUCUCUUCCAACUCCAUCUUUAACAGUUUAAAGAGGAAAGGAAAGAAGAAAAAGAAUGCCCAAAGGUACAGCAUCCAGAAGAUUAUGGGCAUCACCAACAAAAUUGAUUCUUUGCAAAAUAGAGAAUACAUUGCAAAUACAUGGCCUCCAAAACAAUGCAAGAUGAAAGCAAAGAAAUCCCAAAUUCAUCCAAUAUCAGAUGAGAUUUUUGACUAUAUUCACAGUCCGCUGGCCCAGGAUAUUGAAGCAGAGUUCAACAGUAAACAUUCAAGCUCAGUGCUCAGUAACUCGACAUCGAAGGUUAGAUGCUCAAGCUUUGGUGCUUUGCAAAUGGCUUUGAAUGGCAGUGCCUGCAGACAUCUUCCACUAGGCUCAGUUAUGAGCUUUAAUCUUCCUAAAGAUCAAGGUAUCUUUAAUAAUUUCCAAAGCCACAUCAGAAUAGAGUCAGAUGUUUUGUCAGGGGUCAGUAAAGUGACAAAUGAAAGCAAUAUGAAGUCAACCGAGCUCAAACCAAAGGAAACAGGCAGCGACCAUGCAGAAAUGGUGAAUGCUGAUAACAUCCAAAACAUGCAUCUUUGUCAAUCAGUAGACGUAUCCAAAACAAAAGCAUGUGAACUAAAUUUAGAAAAUACUUUCAAGACUAAGCAAAUUUUAAAUAUUGACAACACCUGCUCUGAACACUGGAAUAUGAAUUUCCAUUAUGGCAGAGGAGAUCUUCCAGAGUCUCUGCCUGGAGAAAAGCACCAUAGAGGAGAAAACAGUUAUUGUCUCAGUGAAGACUUUGUAGAUUUCAAGAUAAAUCGAUUUUCUCGUAUCAGUAUGUUGCAUGAGCAGAUCGGACAUGAGUGGGAUAAGCUGUCUACUAUGUUAAAUACGUCAAGAAUUCAAGCACCUGUCACAAGAGAGUGCACAGACACCCUCUUACCAGACGUCGAGGAGAAUAUUGACCCUCCCAGCAGCGAACUCUCUGCAGUUGACUCUAAGAAGUACUUUGACAGUGAGUCCCUCGAAGAGGUGAGAAAAAGAAAAAGUAGAGUUGAAUCAAAGGCACGAGACAUGCCCGAUCAGUUUUUAAUUGAAGCAUUCUGUGAUAAGAGUAAUGGGUCAAGACAAACGUCUGCAAUUAUUGAUGAAAAGAUGUUAUCCAGCAGCCAGCAGACUAUGUCAGAUUUCAUUAGUACAGACUCUAAAACGGUCACUCAGAUUCCUCACUGUGAAACCAUGUCAGGAAGUGCUGUAGUAAGGACAGUGCCCUCCAUGGACAGAAACAAGAUGAAAGCUCAGCUGACAAAUACUGAAAGGCAGCAGUCAGCAAGGCACGAAGGUCAUAUCUCCUAUAGCACUGCAAUGGAAGCAGAGGCAAUACACCCUGAUCAUGAACAGUUUGAAGAAGAUGAGGAAGAGCUAGCCGGUAUUUGGCAAGCAACUAGUAUGUACAGGCAAAGUGCCUCCUCUGAUAUCAUGUACACAGGCAACAAAACCGAAAGAGCUACUAACCAUACAGAAGAAAGCCAAGAUGAAAUGACAGAAAGCCACACUGCAGCCUUCCGAAAAUUAGCCAUGACCUCAGCUCCUAAUUUGUUAGUGGCAGAAUUUAGACUCUCAGGAUCCUAUACAGACAAGCAAGAACAUGGAAAAGACGUUGUUGACAUAGACAAGGAAAAUGAUAACUGUGAACAGAGGAGAUCCUUUGCAGUCCUCCCAAGCAAGAGUCAAGCAAGUCACCAUCUGAUGGCUUUGAUUAAUGAUGCAGCCUCUGAUCUGCCUCGAGGUCUCUGUUUAGAUGAACAACAUAACUAUAUUUACCAAUGCAGUGAAGAGGAGGAGAACAUCAAAAAACACAAGGAGUUCCAGUCUAUGGAAGGAAGUCUGGAAAGAAAGCAAACUUUGCAAGUGGGAGGCAAAAAGGUCAGCUGCUGUAACUGGAACUCAUGCCAUGCUGUACUGCAUAGGCAGUCUCUCUGCUUUUAUCAGGACAAAAAAGAUAUGUUAAGGGGCUCUGUGUCUGCUGUGCCUUUAAACAUCGUAGGAGCAGCCUGUGUUCCAGAAACCGAGUACAACAAAAGAGCCAACUGCUUUCAAUUAAGGCUUCAAGAUGGUUCAGAAUUCCUCCUCAGUGCACCAACAAAACAUCAAAUGAAGGAAUGGAUUCUGAAAAUAUUACAUAACUCUGGUCUUGUUGAAGGGGAUUCUCAUCAGAUGGUCUCACAGCUUACAUCACAGGAUAUUUCAACAAAGCUGAAAACAGGAACUGCAGAUCUUGAAUGUGAACUCAUAUGCAGGGGCAUUAGCCGUGCUUCCGGAAAGGGUCCUCAGCUUGCUGUGAAGGGAACUGCAGUUUCAUCAAGUGAAAGUACCAGCACACAGCUGCACCAUGUAACAGAGGAAGGGCAGCCUGAGCGAAAUUCAUGGAGUGAAAAGAACAGCUCUGAGUGUAGUGAUAAAAAGUACCAGCAGCUGGAGUGGGAUCUAGAUAUUCCAGUAUCUUAUGAGGAUCGUGAUGAGGACACAGGAUUAAUUACAAACAAGAAGCGGUCUCAUUCAUUUACCUCAGCCACAUACCAGAAGAUUACACCAGUUUCUCGACCUGCUGAUAGCAAGGAGGCUGGAAGUAGCUACUCAGUUACAUUAUAUAUUGGUGAUCAGAUGUCUCCUACACAACAGAGGACACGGUGUCAUUCAUUUGUGGCCCAGCAGGCUGCAGGACUGCAAAAAGUACAGCACUUGACUGAACAGCAGACAGAAGCAGGCAAAGGAAGUGAUGAGGACACUCAGACAAAACAGAGAAAAAAAGCAGUGUUUGGAAAAUUUGGGAGGAAAGUGUAGAAUGAGUCUCCUCCAAUGCCAGCGCCAAUUUAGCCACUAUGUCUAACUACUGAUAAAUAUUACAAUACAUUAGCCUAGCCUUGCAUAAAAAAUAUCUUCUGCUCAUCAUUAAGCUUUAGGUAAAUAGUCUGUGGAGAAAAAAAUGCAAGGUAUUUACCUUCUGGUUUCAGCCACAAGAGGGCAGUGCUGCCAAUGACUGAAAAGCUGAAAGACCACAGGAUUCAGAGAAACCAUGCUAUUAAGGUCAUCUUGAAAGGCAAAACGCUCUGAGCAGCAAUCCUUCCUCCAAAGACAGUAUCAUUUUACUAGCAAUUUCUGAGUACUGCAUCCAUACGGAUUUGAUAUGGCAUCUACUUCUUGUCCACAAAUUGUGCAAAAAUUAAGUUUUACAUCCUUUCCCUUGAGAGGACAAGAAUGAAACUAAAGUUUAAUGGUUCAAAGCCCUCCAUUUCUGUGCAGAUCAGUUUGUAUACUACAACUAGGAGGUGUGCAGGAGUUGACAUUGUUGUGUAUGAGUCCCUGUGCAUUACUUUGUUGUAUAUGUAUCACAGUAACUAGAUCAGACAAACUCUGCAUUAUUCAGUCCCACAACCCAUGCAAACAUGCGUGUGCAGAUCUGUGAAGAGCGGCAGGUAAUGUGUGGCCUGUUGCCUCUUCCUUCUAGCUGCCCCAGUUAGACUGCAUUAAGAGUGAGCAGAAUUACCUUGGCUUCCCUCAUUAUUUUAUACAACAUGAUGAAGCAGCAUGAGAUAGUAACAGAGCAAAAGACAUAUUCUCAUUAAGUUCUUGAGUUCAGUCAUUUCAAUAACCUCUGUAUUCAAUUUACAAGAGUUUAAUGUGAAUUGGGUUUAACUUUCUAAACCUUUUAUUUAAUCUGUUACCAGUAACAGGAACAUUACUAGUACAAGAGACAAACAAUGUUAAGUAAAUUAAUAAUGUGCAUUUCUAUAAGUAUUACACCUAUAGCUUCAUUCUAGAAAUGCUGUGGCUUCUCGUCCUUUUUUUUUUUUCUUUUUUUUUUAUUGUGUAUGCUCAGUAUAUAGUCCUGGUCAGGACUGUACUAUAUUUAGAAUCUUUGAAGGUGCAGUAUUUCUCAGUGCACUAUAUUCAUAUAUGGCAUCUCUAAGUUAGAUGCAUCACAACAGUGAUGACUGGCAUAACUCAGCAGCCCCCAUCCCCCAAUACACAGAGAAGCUGGACUUGUCAUGUGAUGUAUAUUGCUGCUGGAAGACAGCACUACAUGUUACGGUAAAACAAAGCAUUUUGCUUUACUGUUUUGUAAAUAAUGCCCAACAAAUAUUUAAUAGAAAUAAUAUGUAAGGCAAGUUGCUGGAUGUCAGGGACUAUAAGACGUGGGAGAGUUAUACCACUGUAGUGGGACUAGGGGUGAUCCUUGAAGUUGCGAUGUCUAGGCAGUCAUGCUGACCUAUAGACCAUAUCUGUUUCUGCGUUAUUUGUGUAAUUUUAUCAUUAUUAACUAAUCCGUAUAGGCUAAAAUAUUACCAAGAUACACAAAAUGAAUUGUUCAUAGUUCAUUGGGUUAAUACUUGUUUCAUAUGCUGAUACUUUGUACACUGAUCAACAGACUAACCAAGCUUCCAC